Molecule: messenger RNA, 804 nt
Organism: Linderina pennispora
Lineage: Eukaryota; Fungi; Kickxellomycota; Kickxellomycetes; Kickxellales; Kickxellaceae
Product: ribonuclease T2
Exons: 1
Coding region: 1-804 (267 amino acids)
Biological process (GO): RNA catabolic process
Cellular component (GO): extracellular region
Molecular function (GO): ribonuclease T2 activity; RNA binding
Source: RefSeq, a predicted model, not a curated record
AUGUGCCCGCAAAAUGUACUGUCUUGUUCGACUGAGGCAUUGGCAAAAAAGGCCGAUACCUGUUGCUAUGAGCAAUACGGCGUCCAUGUGCUAACGCAGCAGUGGAACAAGGAUGUUGGACCCGCAGACAUGUUCACGCUGCACGGCCUAUGGCCGAGUGCUUGCAAAGGAAAGAGCCCUCCGACCUUUGGAUGUGACAAUUCUCGAAGGAAGAAGAAGGUCAAGUCAAUUCUCCAGGCAGCAAAGCCUGAGCUGGUAGCUGACAUGCUAAUUUACUGGCCGGCCAGCGACAAUAGGCACGAUGAAUUCUGGGGGAAGGAGUGGACAAGGCAUGGCACUUGUGCAACAACUCUUGACCCAAAGUGCUUCAAGUCAUACACCCAGAACGAGGACAUUGUCGAGUACUUCUCCAACGCCAUCAAGCUCCACAAGUCGCACAAUUAUAUUCCUGCACUGGCAAGCAAAGGGAUUGUACCCGACGACACGGCGCUUGUCGAUCCGAAAGACUUCAAGGAUGCAAUCAAGACCAAACUCAAUAUCGACGUGGAGAUCUCGUGCACCCAGUCGGCGGAUGGGACUGAGGAGAUUUUGAAUGAAGUGCGAACCUACUUCAAUGUAAAGCUCACAAGCGACUAUACCCUUACGGCGGCUAAGGGCAGGAACUCGUGCACCAAGCCAUUUAAAUUCCCCAAGAAGAAAUCAGCCUCUUCAUCUUCCACCUCUGCUUCGGCAUCAUCUACUACCUCAUCUGCUUCUACCAGUUCGUCUGUUUCUACUACCUCUGUUCAAGCGACAUCGGCAUAA